Molecule: messenger RNA, 2804 nt
Organism: Neogale vison (American mink)
Lineage: Eukaryota; Metazoa; Chordata; Mammalia; Carnivora; Mustelidae
Gene: WNT9A
Product: Wnt family member 9A
Exons: 4
Coding region: 1-1098 (365 amino acids)
Biological process (GO): neuron differentiation; multicellular organism development; canonical Wnt signaling pathway
Cellular component (GO): extracellular region
Molecular function (GO): cytokine activity; frizzled binding
Source: RefSeq, a predicted model, not a curated record
AUGCUGGAUGGGCCCCUGCUGGCGCGCUGGCUGGCCGCGGCCUUCGCGCUGACGCUGCUGCUCGCCGCGCUGCGCCCCUCGGCCGCCUACUUCGGGCUGACAGGCAGCGAGCCCCUGACCAUUCUCCCACUGACCCUGGAGCCUGAGGCUGCCGCCCAGGCACACUACAAGGCGUGUGACCGACUGAAGCUGGAGCGCAAGCAGAGGCGCAUGUGCCGCAGAGACCCAGGCGUGGCCGAGACGCUGGUGGAGGCGGUCAGCAUGAGUGCGUUGGAGUGCCAGUACCAGUUCCGGUUCGAGCGCUGGAACUGCACCUUGGAGGGCCGCUACCGGGCCAGCCUGCUCAAGCGGGGCUUCAAGGAGACCGCCUUCCUCUAUGCCAUCUCCUCUGCGGGCCUGACACACGCCCUGGCGAAGGCGUGCAGCGCCGGCCGCAUGGAGCGCUGCACCUGCGACGAGGCCCCAGACCUGGAGAACCGUGAGGCCUGGCAGUGGGGGGGCUGUGGGGACAACCUCAAGUACAGCAGCAAGUUCGUCAAGGAGUUCCUGGGCCGGCGGUCGAGCAAAGAUCUGAGAGCCCGCGUGGACUUCCACAACAACCUCGUGGGUGUGAAGGUAAUCAAGGCCGGGGUGGAGACCACAUGCAAGUGCCACGGAGUAUCGGGCUCCUGCACCGUGCGGACGUGCUGGCGGCAGCUGGCGCCCUUCCAUGAAGUGGGCAAACGCCUAAAACACAAGUACGAGACGGCACUCAAGGUGGGCAGCACCACCAACGAGGCCACGGGUGAAGCCGGUGCCAUCUCUCCGCCUCGGGGCCGGGCGGCAGGGGCAGGCGGCAGCGACCCGCUGCCCCGCACACCGGAGCUCGUGCACCUGGAUGACUCGCCCAGCUUCUGCCUGGCCAGCCGCUUCUCUCCGGGGACCGCUGGUCGCCGGUGCCACCGGGAGAAGAACUGUGAGAGCAUCUGCUGUGGGCGGGGCCACAACACGCAGAGUCGGGUGGUGACGCGGCCCUGCCAGUGCCAGGUUCGCUGGUGCUGCUACGUGGAGUGUAGGCAGUGCACGCAGCGUGAGGAGGUCUACACCUGCAAGGGCUGAGCUCCCGGUCCGGCCCGGCCUGGCUGCUGCAGGGUAGAGGCUGUGCGUGCGGCACUGGGUGUCUACACCUGCAAGGGCUGAGCUCCCCGUCCGGCCCGGCCUGGCUGCUGCAGGGUAGAGGCUGUGCGUGCGGCAUUGGGUGUCUGCACUUGCAGGGGCUGAGCCCCCAGUCAGACCCAGCCCGGCUGCUGUAGGGUAGAGGCUGUGCGUGCAGCGCGGAGGGGUCUACAUCUGCAGGGGCUGAGCCCCCGGUCUGGCCCGGCCCAGCUGCUGCAGAGUGGAGGUUGUGCAUACCGGGUGAGGGGUCUGCAACUGCAGGGGCAGAGCCCAUGGGCUGCGGCCCUCAGCACACUUGGCACAUGGUGGCAGGAGCCCAGACAUUGGCUGACUUGGCUGUCUCUGCCCUUUGUCCCCCCUCCAGAGUCCCAGAGGUGGGGAGUGGCCCUGGUCUGGCCCCUGCAUCCCCUUUGUCCGCCCCCACCCCCUGACCUGAGAGCAUUGUACAAUGCUUUCCAAACUCUGUCCAUCCCUAAGCGGCCAGUUACUGCAGAGCAACGACCCUCCCUGCUCUGGGCUCCCUCGAAGGAGCAGCAGGUGCACCUUUGUGACCACACAGGGUCCCUGUGCGGCUGCCUGUGGGCUGUCCUGCUCCAGCACUGGCUUAGAGAGUCAAACCACUAGGAGAGAGACAGCCCAGCCACCCAGGUGUACGGGGGUGGGGAGGUUCCCUCCGGUCCCCUCUGACAUGGAGCGCUUCUCUCGGGAGUGAUAGCGGUGACUUUUAAAUUAUUUUUAUUUAACUAAUAUAUAAUUAUUACUUGUCCAUCCCUGCCCUGUCUCAGGCUGCGGCUCCCCCUACUCCUGGCGGAGCCCGGUCUGGAAGGCCCCUUUCCUCCCUUCCCUUGGUGUCCCCUGCUAACCUCUUUGCCUGAUCUGCUUUGUUGUUUGAAACCACUAAAUCAAGAAGGAUGUUGCUGUUGUUGUUUUUCAAGUAGUAAAGCAGCUUGUGUCUGGCCACGGCCUUCAGGGCUUCUGGGAGCCGGAUGUCUGUAGCCAGGCUUGCUGCCCGCAUGAGACUGUCCUGGGAGUUGGGCGGACCCUGCUCUGGGCGACUUCGGGCAUCCAGCCCUGCACUCCAGGCCUUCCUAUGUCGGUUCGGAGGCCACGGGUGGCCAAGGAUGGCCUGCCCUCCCUUCAGGGGUGGGCAUGGCAGAGGGGAAAGGACAGCCCCUGGGAGGGGUCCUUUCAUAGCUUGCUUUGUGUUACUGCAAGAAAAGGCAGUGGAUGGUGACAAUCCGGGGCUAAGAUUUGGCAAGCCGCAGGCUGUUCUCCUUGGCCAUGCUCUUGUCUUUGCAGGGAAGGAAAACAGAUGGACUACACUGAUCUGGUUUGGUUUGAGUGUGUGUGCAUGUGGGCAUGAGUGUAUAUAUGUGCAUGAAUGCACACGUGCAUGUGAAGUGUACAUGUGCAUGAAGGCACCUGCAUGUCUCUGUGUGUUGUGUGCACAUGUGUGACACGUGUUAUGCGUGUGCAUGAGUGUGCCUGUGAGCACAUGGGUGCAUAUGUGCUGUGUGCCACAUGCAUGUGUGUAGGCAUGUGUGUUUGUGAACUCGUGCAUCUCUGGUACAUAUGUGCUGUGUGUGCAUGCAUGUGUGUUGUGUAUGUGAACAUGUGCGUGUAUGAUGCAUAUGUGGUUGUGUGUGCAU